Leptopilina heterotoma is the source of this 1189-nucleotide messenger RNA. Its product is annotated as transmembrane protein 231-like. Gene Ontology annotation, cellular component: ciliary membrane; ciliary transition zone. The transcript is spliced from 6 exons. The record is from RefSeq and is a predicted model, not a curated record. Lineage: Eukaryota; Metazoa; Arthropoda; Insecta; Hymenoptera; Figitidae. Gene Ontology annotation, biological process: regulation of protein localization; cilium assembly. Bases 134 to 1039 code for a protein of 301 amino acids.
UGCAUGCACGUGUCGUUGUCAUGGUAACGGAAUAAAUAUACAAACAUGUUACGUGCCGAGUUUCUAAUAUUGUUUUAUCUCUAAAUUAAUUUAUAUUUUCCUACUUAAAUUGUGAAAAUAGACGUCAAAAACAAUGAGAGCAAUUGAAAUUUUCUCAAGUUCUGUGAAAUAUAAAUAUAAGACAACUUUAUGCUCCAUAAGUACUUUUCUUGUCGCUUUCAUUUGUUUGAUUGUUAUUGUCGCUCCAGUUUACAUUAUUUAUCAUGCAGGAGGUUUUUGGCUAAAAAGUCGAACUUAUCACGAAAUUCCAAAAGUGAAUUUUAAGCACAAAUAUUUACUGAUCGCUGAAAAAGAGACUGACGCUAAUCCCAUUAUUUGCUCUUCUUUUGUUAGCUACAAGGGCAAUGAGCUUACGGAUGAUUGUCUUUUAAUAAAGGCUAGAGAAAUUGAUUCACACAAAAAUGGAUUAAAGGAUAAAUUAAAAUUUGAGGCACGUUUCUUUAGCGACAAACCGAUUCGAUCUAUAAAGAUCCUUUUAUUUUUUAAUCAUCAGCUCAAGAAACACGUUCAAGUCACGAUGGAGACAAUGGGAGUUUUAGACAUCUCAUUAAUUCACGACGUGCAAAAAAUAUAUUUCCUCGGCGAUUUAAUUUUACGGCAAAAAGGACUUUUACGACACGAUGGAGUUUAUAAUUUAUAUAAUUCCAGUGUCGAUGGAAAUUUUCAAUCUCUGCCGCAAUUAUUGUCGGAAAAUUCAAACAGAAUGUUUUCAGCGAGAAUUGUAAAUUCUCAAGUAACGUGGCAAAGCGGAUUUUUGAGUAGUGAAGAAAUUUUAUUGGAAGGAGAGAUUUUUUACACAGAACAAUCGAUUAGAUAUCAACCAGGAAUUCUCGAGGAAUUAAAGUGGGCCUGGAUGCAGUAUUUAUCUUUACUAUUGAUACUGAUUUUCCUAGGCAAACGCAGUCUGACUUAUUUAUUUUCGAGUCGACACUUGAGAAGUUAUGUCUUAAUUCCUUGGGAGAAGAAAAAUAAAUAUUGAAUAAUAAGAAACGCCAAUCGAUGAAUUUGAUUUCCUUGGGAAGUUUUUUGUGAAUUGGCUUUGGGAUGUCAGCAUCAUUUGAUAUCAACAAUACAGGUGAAUCGAUCGAAGAGUCUGGUUGCCAUCCACCCUUCGCCCUACCAUUUGGCU